Zootoca vivipara (common lizard) is the source of this 2810-nucleotide messenger RNA. RefSeq names its product ST6 N-acetylgalactosaminide alpha-2,6-sialyltransferase 2 (gene ST6GALNAC2). NCBI's taxonomy places the organism in Eukaryota, Metazoa, Chordata, Lepidosauria, Squamata, Lacertidae. Gene Ontology annotation, biological process: protein O-linked glycosylation. Gene Ontology annotation, molecular function: alpha-N-acetylgalactosaminide alpha-2,6-sialyltransferase activity. The record is from RefSeq and is a predicted model, not a curated record.
CUCACACGCCUCCCGACGCCUCCCGUCGCCCCCUCCACCAGCGAGCGAGUCUAAACCAGUUAGGGGAAAAGUACCCUACCACCCCCCCUCCCCAACUGUUUUACACAGCCUUUCUCCCUCUCCUUAGUUAGCUACCCUGGGAAGGUGCAUUGGCAGCUAUCAACAGAUGGAAGGGCAGGGAGAGGGAGGAGACGCUAGAGAGAGAAGGAGGUCUUUAUUACGCGCCGCACAAUACCCAAGCCCUGGGGGACCUCUUCCAGCUGGGCUCAAGAGGGUAAAGUCAGGCAGGAGAGCAACUCGGGAACUUUUCAAAAGAGCUUGAAAGAGCCACUGUAGAGUUCCCCACUUUUCCCCCCUUUUGCUUUUUUGCAAGGGAGGGCGGCAUCGCUUGGGAAGCGAAGGUGGCUCUGAUUUCAUUUGGCGGAGCCCAGGAUAGUGCGCAUUGGGAGGCCACCCUUUUUGGGGGAAGGCUUCUUCCUCCUCCUCCUGCUACUGCUGGCGUGCUCCAAACUUUCCUGGAUGGGGUCUGCCCGGUGGAAGAGGCUCUGCCUUUUGUUCCUGAUAGGGAUAACGUUCUCGGUCAUCUUCUACGGGCACUACUACACCACGACGGAUUCAUCCAGACUGCUGCAGCAGGAGACACUGGGGCCAGCGCAAGCAGAACUUCCCCGAGAUGUCAGGAACCAUAGUCUGCCCAGAGAAAGCAUCAUAAAGAGGGGGAACCCAACCAAAGAUUCACCUGAGAGAAGAAUUCUUAAUCAUCCCAAGGAGAAGGAUUUGCUCACGCCAAACCUUUCUCAGUCCGGUCUGUGUCCCCACUCACUGAAGUCCAAAGUAAAGGUAGACCCAACGAUGAGGAAGCAGUUUGAUUUUGGCAUCCCGGUGCUGAUGGGGAAGCAGCACUUCACCCCAGAGACCUGGGAGAAGCUAAAAGAGCACAAGGUCCCCUACGGCUGGCGUGGCUUGUCACAUUCAGCAAUUGCAUCCACCGUGCAGCUCCUCAAUGACUCCACCAGCAGUAGGCUCUUCAGCAAGACCGGGCUACCAGAUGGCUGCAGCCGCUGUGCUGUGGUUGGGAACGGUGGGAUUCUGAAUGGCUCUCGUCAAGGCAAGGAGAUAGAUGCUCAUGACUUCGUCUUCAGGCUUAAUGGGGCCGUGAUCAAAGGCUUCGAGGAAGAUGUUGGGACGAAAAUCUCCUUCUAUGGUUUCACAGUAAACACCAUGAAGAAUUCCCUCAUUGCUUAUGCAGAAUAUGGCUUCACGCAGAUACCACAGGGCAAGGACAUCCGCUACAUUUUCAUCCCCUCGGAUCUACGAGAUUAUAUCAUGCUGAAAUCCGCCAUAUUGGGCACCCCGGUCCCAGAGGGGUAUGACAAGGGCGAUGAGCCACAACAAUAUUUUGGAUCUGAGGCAUCUGACGGAAAGUUCAAGUUGCUGCACCCUGAAUUUGUGCACUACCUAACAGAGAGGUUUUUAAGGUCAGAAAUAAUAAACAGUCAGUUUGGACAUCUCUACAUGCCCAGCACUGGAGCCCUGAUGCUUCUAACAGCUCUUCAUACCUGUGAUCAGGUCAGUGCCUAUGGUUUCAUCACCGACAACUACAGGGCAUUCUCCGACCACUACUUUGAGCAGGAGAAGAAGCCAUUGGUCUUCUAUGCCAACCACGAUAUGCUGCUGGAAGCUGAGCUGUGGAAGAGUCUGCACCGGACUGGCAUCAUGAAGCUGUAUCAACGGUGAAGGCAGCUUGGGCGCAUGGGCAUGGAAAGGGAGAGGGCAGCUCCACCUGAUCUCCAUCCUUCAGGUGGAUCCUGGGCAGCCCUUCCUCUAUUUUAGGUCAGCAGCGAAACUGAAAAGCCGCAGCUUCCAAAUGUGCCAAAGGAAGUCCUGCACCAGCCAGCCAGGGGAGAAAUCAUCUCCAUGGGAUAUGACAAAGAGCAAAUUGCACUGUACUAAUCCGUUCGAGAAGGAAGGCCCAGCGAAGUUGGGAGCUGCGACAGCACAGUCACAAUCCUGCUGUGACAAUGCGGCAACAAUCCCCAGCUCUGCAAGCGCCUCUCACACUUCCGGUGAUGUUUCCGUCCGGCAUUCUGCUGCGGCUUCUGCUCAGAGGCAAGGCGCGGCUUGGUCUUCCUGGAACACUGGCCCCACCUUACAAAAUGGCUGUUCUUGAAGUCGCCCCACUCUUUGCCUCUUCCUGUUAGGAGCUGCCUGGCAAUACUCACUGUGAAAUGGGGCACAAGGGCUGGAGCACACUUGUGUUUGCCAUGGCCUCGGUGAAGCCACAAAUCUUUGCUCCGUAACGCGGUGGGAGCCCGUGGCACUCAGAACAGCUCUCCUGUUCAGGAAAAAAAAGCCCUACACAACAGGCAUUGAGUUCAUGCAAUGUUAUUGGCCUACAUUAACGGACAGUACUGUGAAAUAGGAACCUGCAAGGGGAUUUUUUAAGAAGCAGUUGCGGGCAAGAAUGAUUGGAUCUUCCCCCUUUCACACAGGGUAGUGUUCUUGCACUGCUCAGGCUACCAGCUACGUUCUUCAUGUGGGUGCUGAGCAUACACACUCCACUCGCCAGUGUCUUGUUUUAUUAUAUUCUCUCUUUUCCUCAGUGACACAGCCCAACUCCCUUUCCUAAAGCCUGCUUCCAAAUUUCCUCCUCCAGUCUGGCUGUUUAUUUUACGUUCCGGGCAGAUCACGCAAAAAAUCUCCUCUGUUAGUUGAAGAGAUGGGAAGAGCUGUCACUGGUAAAUUCGUCCCAAAGUCAGCACUGGACAAAAGAGCCAGGCAGCGUUUUUGUGUUUACAGGAAGAUCUCCA